Talaromyces proteolyticus is the source of this 1491-nucleotide messenger RNA. RefSeq names its product cyclin-domain-containing protein. Gene Ontology annotation, molecular function: cyclin-dependent protein serine/threonine kinase regulator activity; protein kinase binding. Gene Ontology annotation, cellular component: cyclin-dependent protein kinase holoenzyme complex; nucleus. Bases 1 to 1491 code for a protein of 496 amino acids. Lineage: Eukaryota; Fungi; Ascomycota; Eurotiomycetes; Eurotiales; Trichocomaceae. Gene Ontology annotation, biological process: regulation of cyclin-dependent protein serine/threonine kinase activity. The transcript is spliced from 2 exons. The record is from RefSeq and is a predicted model, not a curated record.
AUGCUAGGAGGCGUUGUUAAUCGCGUCACAAACCCAGACUCCUCUCUUCGCUCAGCCUCUGCUCAGCAUAACUAUAGCCUUGGUAGCUCCGAUAGCUCCAGAACAACGUCUACGCCGAUCUCGUCUACGAUUACGCCCUCUCUUUCGGCCCAUACCCACACCCCCUCCUACUCGUCCCCGCAUGAUGUACCAGCAUAUGUGCAACCACACCCUAAUCAGAUUAAUACCGAUCACUCCUCACCGUUUUCGAGCACCAGCUCCGACGCAAUGACGAGCUCUCACCGAAUGCCCUCCUCUCAAACCGCUGACGCGAAUUCUCCUUAUCGUCCCUCAGACCUACAACAAGGAAAUGUGCCGAUGGGCCAUUCAGCAGGCUUCCACAUUCCAUCCCCAUCGUCUCCACGUCUCCAACCCACGAUCUCAUCUACCAAGUCCCUGGGAAGCUCAGUGGCAACGUCACCGAGCCGUAUUAAAGUGCGUGAUCUUUCACAUAUACAAAGCUUCGCCAGCGAAGAAUUCCUAGCACAGUCUCAACGCGCGAGACAGCCCGGAAGGGAAACAACAGAUGUCCCUCGCCAAUACGAAAUCAGCUCGAUGCCGGUCACGGAUAUUAUUGAAAUGGUGGCCGGCUUGUUGACCAAGAUUACGGCCACCAAUGACCUGCAGCAUGAACAUAUCCAUCGACACAUUCCUCCACUAGAGGGUACAACGAACCUAAGCGCACAAGCCAGCAGCGUCCUGGCCUUCCACGGGAAGAACGUACCAUCAAUUACCAUUCUCAGCUAUCUCACUCGCAUUCACAAGUAUUGUCCAACCACAUACGAAGUGUUUCUAAGCUUACUAGUCUACUUUGACCGCAUGACGGAAAUGGUCAAUCGGCGGCCUAUCCAGCGCAGACGGAAUCGAAUAGACUCGGCUUCAGCAAUGUCGCUUGACGCACGCUCUCGCUCGCGGUCAGGGACAGCUCAGCAUUCUCACAUUACGGUUGUCACACCUCCGUCGUCGAGCGGAAUAGCAGCGCAGGAACCAAAGUCCCCAGAAUCAUCCAUCACAUCCUCCUUACAACUGGACGACGACGAUGAAGACCACUUUGCCAACUUUUUCAUCGUUGAUAGUUUUAAUAUCCACCGGCUAGUCAUCGCCGGAGUCACCUGUGCGAGUAAAUUCUUUUCCGACGUUUUCUACACCAACUCGCGCUAUGCAAAGGUCGGCGGUCUUCCACUAGUGGAAUUAAAUCAUUUAGAGUUGCAAUUCCUCCUGCUCAACGACUUCCGAUUAUCCAUCACGGUUGAAGAACUUGACGCAUACGGGACGAUGCUCGUCGAAUUCUACGCGCGCGAAGUUGUUGCCCAGCAGCAGCAACAAGCAGCAUUGGCAGCAGCGAGCAUAAGCCAGCCAAUAUCAAUGGAACACGCGAGUCGCGAUCAGCGCCAUUACCACGGCCACCAUCGCGAAGGAUCUGAAUAUGGACCGAUGCGCACUCCUCCUUGA